Coffea eugenioides is the source of this 2581-nucleotide messenger RNA. Its product is annotated as chaperonin 60 subunit alpha 2, chloroplastic. The coding region runs from base 61 to 1842 and encodes 593 amino acids. The transcript has 9 exons. NCBI's taxonomy places the organism in Eukaryota, Viridiplantae, Streptophyta, Magnoliopsida, Gentianales, Rubiaceae. Gene Ontology annotation, molecular function: ATP-dependent protein folding chaperone; ATP binding. The record is from RefSeq and is a predicted model, not a curated record. Gene Ontology annotation, biological process: protein refolding.
AGCCUCAGUCUCACCAAAUUUUAUGUUGUUUCCAUCACAUAGGAAAACAGAAAAGAAAGAAUGUCCCUCUUAUCCUUCAGUCUGAAGCCUCCUCCUUUCUCUGGAAUAACUGAAAAGCCAAAUGCACUUGGGUUUUGGAGAAGAAACAAAGUUGAUAAUCUCAUCAUGAACAUGAAUUGGAGGAAAAAGAUCAAUAGAAAAAUGAUGACAAUCAGAGCAGGGGCUAAGAAAAUCCACCAAGGCAGGGAGUGCAGAGAGGCCUUACUGAAAGGAAUCAAUAAAGUUGCUGACGCUGUUUCUGUUACUAUAGGACCCAGAGGGCGCAAUGUUGUUCUUUCGGAAUCUGACACGCUUAAAGUAAUAAAUGAUGGUGCAACAAUAGCCCGUGCAAUUGAACUUUCUGAUGCAAUUGAGAAUGCUGGAGCGAUGCUGAUCCAAGAGGUUGCAACUAAGAUGAAUGAUUCAGCUGGGGAUGGUACAACAACUGCAAUUAUUUUGGCUCGAGAAAUGAUCAAGCUAGGGUUGUUAGCUGCUUCUUUUGGGGCAAACCCUGAAUCUUUAAAGAAUGGGAUGCAGAAGACAGUAAAAGAAUUAGUUAAGAUCCUUAAGAAGAAAAGCUAUCCUGUAAAAGGAAGGAAAGAUACACAAGCUGUUGCAUCUAUAUCUGCUGGAAAUGAUAAAUAUAUUGGCGAUAUUAUUGCUGAAGCUAUUGAUAAGAUUGGUCCUGAUGGAGUAAUAUCCAUUGAAUCUUCCCCAACAUUCGAAACCUCUAUUACAGUCGAAGAAGGAAUGAAGAUUGACAAGGGGUACAUGUCUCCUCAUUUCAUUACAAAUGUGGAUAAAUCUCUAGUCGAGUUUGAAAAUGCUAAAGUUAUGGUUACCGAUCAAAGGAUAUCAAGUGCACGGGAGAUUGUGUCUAUGCUGGAAAAAGUAACCCAGUUGAGUGUCCCACUGUUGAUAAUUGCGGAAGAUAUUUCAAAGGUGGUGCUGGAAAUGUUAGUUGUGAAUAAAAGUCAAGGCAUACUGAAUGUUGCUGUUGUUAAGUGCCCAGGAUUUGGAGAAGGGAAGAAAGCUCUAUUGCAAGAUAUCUCUCUUAUGACAGGUGCUGAUUUUCUUUCUGGAGAUUUGGGUCUCACUCUUGAAGGUGCAACCUCUGAUCAGCUUGGGAUUGCACGAAAAGUAAUCAUAACAAGUAAUUCGACCACCAUUGUUGCUGAUCCAUCUACUAAAGCUGAAAUACAAGCAAGAAUUAUGGAGAUAAAGAAGAAUCUUGCUGAGACAGAUAGUAAAUACCUGUCCCAAAAGCUUUCUGAAAGAAUUGCGAAACUCUGUGGAGGUGUGGCUGUAAUCAAGGUUGGAGCUCACACUGAGGUGGAACUUGAAGAUCGUAAGCUAAGAAUUGAGGAUGCAAAGAACGCUACAUUUGCUGCUAUGGAUGAAGGCAUUGUGCCUGGUGGAGGAGCUGCAUUCAUACACCUCUCCAAAGAAGUACCAAUAAUUAAGGAACAGUUUCGAGAACCAGAUGAACAGCUUGGUGCUGAGAUUAUACAAAUGGCACUUCUUGCUCCUGCAAACUAUAUUGCAGCCAAUGCAGGUGUUGAUGGAACUGUAGUUGUGGAGAAAAUUCGAGCCUGUGACUGGAAAAUUGGAUAUAACGCAUUGACGGGACAAUAUGAAGACCUUCUUAGGGCUGGAGUUGUUGAUCCUUGUAAAAUCUCAAGGUAUGCACUUCAGAAUGCUGUCUCUGUUGCUGGUUUAGUCCUAAGUACCCAAGCUAUACUGGUUGAGAAAACAAAGAAACCGAAGCCGCUUGUUCCCGAUAUUCCUGGUAUAUCACCAUGAAUGAUGACAAAGUGGGUAUUUUUUUUUUCAAAUUAUCUCUCAACAUAGCAAGAGAAGAUUUACACUACUUCAGUACAAAUGUUUGUUGAAUCAUUCCUCUGGCUCAGGAUUCAGCUAAGAUUGGCUAUCCUUGACAAACUACAGAUUGAAGAUUAGCUGCAUCAAGAUAAUUUACUUGUGUUCUCUGCCUAGGUCUUUCAUAAUCUAACAUAGGAGAAACAGUAUUCUGAGAGCAGCUAAGGAAUAUCCACCGAAUGCUCGUCCUCGUGUACUGUUUUAUUUGGGUGAACAUUUAUGCUGAAGAUCCGGAGGUUUUCAUUCUUGCCUCUGAGUAGUAAAAAUCUCCGGGAUAACAAAAGGGAAACUGGCAUUCGUGAUCCUAAAAGUCAUCUCUAAUGUAUAAUGGUGAAGGCUCUGAUUGUAGAUCAACUCCAGCUUAGGAAAGAGUUAGUAGGUUCAUUCGUUUUCUUGAUUCACAGUAUAUGUGCGAUUGAAGCAACUUCAUUUAUGUAGGAUCUUCGAAAGCAAGAUUUUAAGAACUUUUACUUCUCUUGGUAUGAGAAAGUAAAUAGGUUCUUACACUGGUUGGUGCACAAAGCUAUAAACAAUUGAGUUCUGGUACGAUGUUGCAGUUUUCUUUGAGUUUAAUCAUGGAUUGUGGACUUUAAGGAAUGGCACUCAAACUACAACAAUAUAUUUAUAGCCCUUUGCAAAGGUCAAUGGAUGGUUGUUUGUGAUA